AUGCUGAGUACAGGGGAAGGUGUCCUCCUUUCCAUUGCAACUAGUGAGGCGAUGCUGGGAGUUAUAGGGAAUGGGUUCAUUGCAGUUGUGAACUGCACAGACUGUACCAGGAACAAGACAAUAUCUAAGAUUAGUUUCAUUCUCACAGGCUUGGCAAUUUCCAGAAUCUUCCUUGUGUGGCUACUAAUUUCAGAGGCAUACAUUAAGAUAGUCUCUCCACACUUGCUGUCCUCUAUCAACAUCAUUGAACUCAUCAGUUAUCUAUGGAUAAUUAUCAGUCAAUUGAGUUUUUGGUUUGCCACCACCCUCAGUAUCUUCUAUUUUAUAAAGAUAGCAAAUUUUUCCCACUACAUUUUUCUCUGGUUAAAAAGAAGAAUUAAUACAGUUUUCUUCCUCCUGAUAGGAUGCUUGCUUGUGUCAUGGUUAUUUACUUUCCCAGUAGCUGUAAAGAUCAUUAGAGAUAGUACAAUGCAAUAUAUAAAUGCAUCCUGGCAGAUCGGCAUGAAGAAAAAUGAGUUAAUCUUUCACUAUGCUUUCAUCAAUAUGGGAAUAUUUUUAUUCUUUAUGAUAAUGUUAAUUGUGUGUUUUCUGCUAAUCAUUUCCCUUUGGAGACACAACAAGAGGAUGCAGUUGAGUGAAUCAGGAUUCAGAGACCUAAACACAGAAGUUCAUGUGAAAGCAAUAAAAGUUUUAAUGUCUUUUAUCAUCCUUUUUGUACUGCAUUUCAUGGGUGUUACCAUCAAUAUAAUAUGUCUGUUCAUCCCAGAAAGCAACCCGUUAUUCAUGUUUGGCUUGACAACUGCAUUUAUCUAUCCCUGCUGUCACUCACUUAUCCUAAUUCUAGCAAACAGUCAACUGAAGCAAGGCUCUGUAAGAAUAUUACAAUUAAAGUGCUCUGAGAAAGAAAAGCCACAUGACAGUCUGGAAGAAAAAUGA
Arvicola amphibius (Eurasian water vole) is the source of this 936-nucleotide messenger RNA. RefSeq names its product taste receptor type 2 member 114-like. NCBI's taxonomy places the organism in Eukaryota, Metazoa, Chordata, Mammalia, Rodentia, Cricetidae. Gene Ontology annotation, cellular component: membrane. The coding region runs from base 1 to 936 and encodes 311 amino acids. Gene Ontology annotation, biological process: sensory perception of taste; G protein-coupled receptor signaling pathway; detection of chemical stimulus involved in sensory perception of bitter taste. The record is from RefSeq and is a predicted model, not a curated record. The transcript has a single exon. Gene Ontology annotation, molecular function: G protein-coupled receptor activity.